ACCAAUCAUCUAACCGGAUGACCCGCGCAGUACAAAGUUGUGUUAGAAAGUGGAUUUCCGUGUUACUUAAUAUUCGCGGCAGUUACUGAAUGCGUUUUUCAAAUUACUUACUGUGUGGAUAUUUAUAAACCAAGACACUCAUCUUAUUGAUCGUCAUUCAGUUUCCGGAUAGUGAAAAGAAAGAAAAUGGAUUAAUGUGCGAAGGAGAUAUCAUUUUGCAACAAGUAUAGAAACAAGAAGGCAAUAUGUCAGAAGAAGUGUUUACAGAGGUGAAUGGGCACACACAGGAUGCUGUGCAAGGAGCAGGUGACUCUGAAUUAUCACAGACUCCAAUUGGCACAGAAGAUAAGCCAUCAGAGACAGGAGAUGCGUCUGUUCCACCUUCUUCAGAUAAGCCAUCAGAGGCUGAAGAUGGCCCUGUGUCACCAUCCUCAAAGGAGGACCCUGAUGUCCUCCGCAGGUUGUCCAGCACAUCGGGCGGCUCUCCACCAAUGGUUGCACCGAAACCUAAAAGACCUACCUCUACAGUGAACGAUGCCGCUCCAGUUUACCAGCCCACCCAGUCCCACGGCGGACACAUGAGUGCAGAGGAGAUGGAUCAACAACGGAAACAAAACAUCGCAUACGAGUACCUCUGCCACUUGGAGGAAAGCAAAGUAUGGAUCCAGGCAUGCAUCAACGAGGAGUUGCCCCUGACAACAGAACUGGAGGAGGGGCUACGGAAUGGGGUGUACCUUGCCAAACUCGCACACUUUAUGGCCCCAACCAAGGUGCCCUUAAAACGUAUCUACGACAGGGACCAGUCGCGCUUUAAGGCUAGGGGCCUCCAUUUCCGGCACACAGAUAACCUGAACCAGUGGUUCAAGGCCAUGGAGGAGGUUGGCCUGCCAAGGAUAUUCUACCCGGAGACAACAGAUAUUUAUGAUAGGAAAAACAUGCCAAGGACAAUAUACUGCCUGCAUGCCCUCAGUUUGUAUUUAUUCAAGCUGGGUAUGGCCCCCCAGAUUGAAGACCUGUAUGGAAAGGUGAACUUUACAGAGGAGGAGAUCAGUGCAAUGCGACAUGAGCUGGACAAGUACGGCAUCCAGAUGCCCACUUUCAGCAAAAUUGGGGGAAUCCUUGCCAAUGAGCUCAGCGAGGAUGACGCCACCCUUCAUGCAGCCAUCAUCGCCAUCAAUGAGGCCAUAGAGACGAAGGUGGCAGCUGACAUUAUGACAGCCCUCGGGAAUCCUGCAGCCAGGAUUGUUGGAAUCAACAGAAAACUGGGGGAAGAGUACACUAACAGCCUCUACGAUGCCAAACACACCAAGACUGAGAAUGCCAAGAACAAGCAUGAGACACAGGAAGAGGAUGGGGGUAAAGAGUUUGACGUGUAUGAUGAGAUGUUGACGCAGGCCGAGUUACAGGGGAACCUUAACCUUGUCAACACUACAUUCACACUGGUGGAGUUGAACUCGGCCCUGCUGAGUGCAGACAAGGCUACAGUUCUAGCGAUGCUCAAGUCCUCCCACCUUGGCAUCAAGAAUGUGAAGGAUGAGAACAUCGAAGUGUACAUGGAGAAACUCGAGGAGGCCCGGCAGGCCAAGAAGAACAACAAUGGCGGUGCAGACCUUCCCCUUGACAAGGAAGACAUACAGCAGUGUGUUACAAUGGCAAAUCUGGAGGCUGACCUUGAAUAUCAGAAGAUGUUAGCAGUAACAUCCAUCAAUUCCUCCCUGGAGACGAAGGACAUGGCCCUCCUUAUGAAAACACUGCAGCACCCCAAGUCCCAGCUGCCACCGGUGCACGAGUUUGCUGGCUCUCUAUAUAUGACUGAAUUUACUAGCAUGAGAGAGGAGAAGGGAGGGGAUCUUGAUUAUGAGGAGGUCUUCGCUGCUGUUAGAGUUUUGUCAGCAGUAGCUAACAUAAACCGGUGUAUAGACACUGGUAGCGGGGAUGGUACCCUGGAGGCCCUGAAAGCGGACACUGCUUGUAUCACUAACUUGGAUGAAGAAAACAGUGACCGUUACCAGCAGGCCCUCGCAGAGGCCAAGUCAGCAAAACAGGGGGAUGAGUGUGACCUGCUGACCCACGGGGAGAUAUCAGACGUUGUGGAGCAGGUCAAUGGACAGGUGGAGGAGGAACAAAUGCGUAUCAUGGCGAUCUCAAAGAUCAAUGAGUACAUAGACCUUGGCCAGCCAGAGGAGACACUAAAGAUGUUGAAACUCCCAGAGGCUAAGCUGGAGAAUGUGGAUGAUAAACAGGCGUACCAGUACCAGGUCCUGCUGGUCAGGAAGAAGAAACAGAAGGCAGAGCACCAGAAGGUUGACAGUGCAGAGUUAUGGGUGGAUGAAAUACAGUCCAGUAUAGAUGAUGCCAACAUGGAGGCCAAACUUGGGGUUGAAUUGUCGAUGGGUGUAGCAGCCAUAAAUGAUGCCAUUGCUGCGGAUGACUAUGAGGCCCUAACUGUGGCUCUGUCUCUACCGGGUGUUGGGGUACAGAACAUGAGGCCCGACUGUGCACAUGCAUACCUUGAACAGCUACAGCAACUCAAGGAGAAGAAGGCUGAAUCUGGCCCAUCAGGCAGUGGCUGGAUGAUGAAUCGAACAUCAAGUGGGGCCAAGUUCUUCUUUAAUACCCAGUCCAUGGACUACCUGUGGAGCCGGAAUGAUGAUGUCAUCAAGGACCAUGGGCUCCUUACCAAGGAGGAAGUACAGGGUGUGUUGACGGAAGUUACAGAUGCAAGACUGCGUGAGCUGUUAUUUGAAGCCAAUGAAGAUUUCAUUGUCAAGGUUCAGGCACUGACCAGGGGAUAUCUGGCCAGGAAAAACUACCGGGGGCGUCUUACAUACCUCCGUGAACAGGAGCCUGCUGUUGUCAAAAUACAGGCCUAUUGGAAAGGUCAUCGGCAGAAGAAAGCAUACAAAGAAAGGCUUAACUAUCUAGCUGAUCACUCGGAUUCAUCUACCAAGCUGCAAUCUGCCUUGAGAAUGUGGCUGGUAAGAAAGAGGUUUUUGCAACGACUGAAGUACUUCAAGGAUCAUGAACCAGACAUAGUAAAGAUCCAAGCGUUCGUGCGAUCCAACAAGGCAAGGCACGACUACAGGGCUCUCAUGUAUGAGAAGAACCCCCCUCUGUACGUGGUCCAGCGGUUUGUCCAUCUACUGGACACCAGUGAUGCUGACUAUGCAGAAGAGCUUGAGCUUCAGCGUGUGAAGCAACAGGUGAUCAAGGAGAUCAAGUCCAACAAGCAGCUGGAGCAGGACUUGGACACCAUGGACAUCAAGAUUGGUCUCCUCAUCAAGAACAGGAUCACCCUCCAGGAUGUGGUGAUGUUGAACAAGAAGCUAGCAAAGCAGCGUGAGGCUGCCCAGGGCGGUAACCGUCGCAGUGCUGGGCUUCCAAAAGGGCUUAAGGUCAUGACGAAGGAGAGCCAUGACCGCAUGGAACAUUACGCAAACCUUUUUUACCUGUUACAAACUAACCCCACCUAUCUUGCCAAACUCAUAUUUGAAAUGCCCCAAGAUCGGACUACCAAGUUCAUGGAAUCAGUGAUUUAUUCGUUGUUUAACUAUGGAAGCAAUUUGAGGGAGGAGUAUUUACUUGCCAAGCUCUUCAAAACAGCUCUGGAGGAGGAAAUCAUUUCUAAGGUGGAGAAGAUUACAGACAUUGUCACAGGCAACCCUCUAGUCAUUAAAAUGAUCGUAGGAUUUAACAGGAACCAGCGUGGUCAAAAUGCCCUGAAGGAGAUGUUACAGCCGCUGGUGCUGGAGGUGAUCGGGGAUAAGAAUGUGAAGAUCAACACCAACCCCAUCGAGGUCUACAAAGUUUGGAUCAACCAGAUGGAGUCAGAGACUGGCAAGACCAGUGAGUUGCCGUACGAUGUAAGCCUAGAGGAGGCCCUGAAGCACAGCGAGGUCCAGCAGAAGCUCCGGGAAUCUACGGACCAGCUGCAGGCACUAACUGAUAAAUUCCUCAACGCCAUUCUACAGUCACUUGAUAAAAUACCGUAUGGUAUGCGAUACAUGGCGAAGGUUCUGAAGGCUGCCCUGGAGAGAAAGUUCCCGGACACCGAACAGAAAGAUGUGCUCAAGAUUGUGGGUAACCUGCUGUACUACCGGUACAUCAACCCGGCCAUUGUCUCCCCUGAUGCGUUUGACAUCAUCAACCUGACUGCUGACAAGGCCCUCACCAUGGACCAGCGCAGAAACCUCGGCUCCGUUGCCAAAGUGCUGCAGUUUGCCGCUGCUAACAAAGGAUUUGGUGGUGACUCAUCCUACCUUUCUCACAUGAAUGCCUAUAUAAAGGAAACACAUGAAAAGUUCAAGAAGUACUGUCUGGCAGCCUGUGACGUUGAGGAACCGGAGGUAAAGUUCAACAUUGACCAGUACACGGACGUGACUAUGAUCACCAAGCCUACCAUCUUCAUCUCGAUACAGGAGAUAGUUGACACACACCAGUUGCUGCUUGACCACCAGGAUAUUAUUGCCCCAGACAGCAAUGACCCGAUACAUGAGCUGCUAGAAGACCUUGGGGAUGUACCCACAGGACAUGAACUCCUUGGAGUGGAGGCGACGGAGAACGAGAGCCUUGAGGAGCAGAUCCACGCCCAGCUGGCCAAGACCGAGAUCACCCUUACCCUCACAAACAAGUUUGAGGUGCCCGACGAUGACCAGACCGAUAUAAAGACUCUCCUUAUCAGGACAAAGCGUAUGGUGGUUGAUGUGAUAGCGUGUCAGAGUGGGGACACCCUGGCCCAGAUUCUUGAAAUACCCACUUCUGAGGAUCAGGAAGAGCUACACAGCGCUCUCGUAAAAAAGAGAGAUUUAAGAGACCAGCGUGCAGCAAAGUCAGACGGGAACAUUGUGCGCCAGCAAUCCAUGUCGGGCGACUGCAGGCUUCCAUUGAAGUUGAUGAAACAGAAGAUCAAGAAAAGCUUGCAGAAUCUGGAGCUUGCCAACAUGGUGAGCCGGAAGGAUGGCUACCAGGAGAUUAUUAACCUCAUUGCUCAGGAUAUUAGAAAUCAGCGACGGUACAGGAACAACCGGAAACAGGAGUUGAACAGACUGCGGUUGACCCUGAAGUCACUGACAGAGAAGCGCAUGUUCUAUGAAUCUCAGGUGGAUUACUAUAACCAAUAUGUGAAGACCUGCACGGAGAACUUGCAACAGAAAGGAAGGUCGCACAAGUCAAAGGCUGACAAGCAUGCACGGAAAGCCCACGGUACAAUCAAAUACAGCGGGGGAAAGCUCAACGAGAAGGGAGUCAUACUGGAGAUUGAGGGGCUGAAACCUAAUCAGUUCAAGAAUGCUCAGUUUGAGAUAAAAGCCACAGCUGACCCAGGGUUAUUCGAGGUUGGGGCCAAGUUUAUGGGUGUUGAAGUGCAAAAAGUAGAAGUCAACUUCCAGGACCUCCUGCAGCUGCAGUAUGAAGGUGUUGCUGUGAUGGAGAUGUUUGGCAAGACCAAGAUCAAUGUCAACCUCCUGAUCUUCCUUCUCAACAAGAAGUUCUAUAGCAGCGGAAAGUAGUUCCUCUCCAACCACAGCAUUGUAGUGCCAUAUGACAUAUAGUUUCUGCUUCGUCUAGUAUGGACACUAUUUUUAGCUCAUCUUUUUGUCAGAGAAACAUCCACAUGUAGGUAUUGUGAUAGCCCUGGCAUUGUAUGUCAUAGGCAGUGGCAGCCUGGUUUUUGAAAACCUUAACCUUGGCUUUAAUUAGCUGGUGAAAAAGUGCAUUUACAAGUAUUUUGUUCAGAAUAAGUACACUGCAUUGAAUAAUAGCAGUUGAUAUUAUUUAUUACACAAAAAAGUGUUCAAGUCUAAAAAAAAAUGUUUGUUUAGGGUAACAUCCCCAACAUAACUAGGUAGGGAUUUAAUUUUUUUUAUUUUUCAAAUAUACUUUAUCAAAAUAAAUUUCUUGCAAAUAGCACUAUUUCCUGCAAAUGUCCCUCCUGAUAAAUUGUUAUUGAUAUGGAGCUCUUUUCUGCCAAAAUUAAUGACAGUUUAUGGUUAAACAAAAUUGAGUUGAUGGUGGGAAGCCAUUUUUGGUUGUCUUUUUUGGAAAAAGAUUACUAGGGUCUGAGGCUCUUAAAGGGUAGGGUGAGGUUACCCAAAGCAAUAUUUUUUUAGGCCUCAGCCUUUCAGGCAAGGUAUAAUAUACAUCCAUAUGGCAGUUACAUGACUGAUAAUUUUAUUCAAGAUAGAUGGCAACUAUUUUAACAGUGGGCUUUAUAUUUAGAAUGAGUUAUUGUGUCAAUCUGCUAUAUAUUUUUAGCUUUUAAAAAUGACAUUUUUUUACAAAUGGGACCAUUAUUUUCAUUUAUUAAUACAUGUACAUAUCUACUGUUGAACUUGUUUUUUAUAUAUAAAACAUGAAAGUGCAUCAAAUGGGCUUUAAUGGUAAUACUACUAAGUGUAUUGUAUGCAUAAACUUGAGUUUAAUGAUAAUACUUCUAUUAAGCGGUAUUUAUUCCUGAAAAUCUAUUUGUAGGAGUCUUUAAUAUAUUCACUGUACAUUCAAAGGGUAAAAAGAUUAUUGGCACUGUUUGUCCAUGUGAUAUUAGUUUACUAUGGUAUACAUGCAGCUCUCUUGUUACAUUUUUAUUGAAAUGAUUGUUAACACAUUUUAAAAUACUAGUUUAACAAUAUUUUGUUACUUAGUGCUUUGAACAUUUGACCUUUUAAUCCUGAAUCAUGUUCCUGUAAAUCACAAGAGAUAGUAGACCAACUUUUUGACUAUAUAUAACUAUAUAUUCAAGUAAGCUUGACAAGCCUUAUUUUUAUGAGUUCCAGGUACAUAUUUAACAUGCACUUUACAGCCUUUGUGUUUUUCUUGAAGCUCUCUUGUACUUAGUUGAGCACCUGUAUUUUUGUUAUUCAAUAUCAACGUCAUGUUUUGGUGUUUAAAAAUCAUGAGUUUAGACUAUAUUUUAAAGAGAGUCAAUGAUUUACCCUGCCUUACAUUGUGUAUAAUCACAGUACAUAUUUAGUAAUGCGUUAGUUUGAUGCAAAUGACUAUGUAAAAAAAGUGUGGAUAUAAGUAAUGUUUUAAUUGAUUGUCUUCCGCUUUUAAUUAAUGCGUUGGAAUUUUUAUAUGUUGUUUGGUCAAUGCAAGGGCAAGAAUCUGGACAGUUGAAUGGCCUAGUUGUUAUUGUUAACUUUUUUACAAUGUUUAACCUUUUUAAGUGCUUUAAACUAAUAGUUGUUGAUACUGUUAUUUGUUUUUUCAUGCUGUUGAUUUUUGAAACAUUACAUUACAUUGCACUAAUUAUAAGGUGCUUGCUGCCAGUUGAAAAAGAGUUUCAACACAAAGUUCUCGAAAAUUUGUGUUUCUUACUUAAAAUGGGUAUGCAAUUAAAAUGGAAAAUAUUCACAAGCAUUAUGUCAACCUUUGAAUUAACUGUAAUAAGUUGCGCUAUAUGAAGCGAAAACAGGUUGAACACAUACCUUUUUCUUUCAAUAUCAUUUUUAUUUAAAAUAAAAAAUUAAAAAAUAAAACAUUGAUUCUUUAGUAUGCUUAGAAUAAUAAAUGAACUUUUUAAUAAUUGUGCCCUGUUGAUAAUUCAUGGGAUUGCUCUAUUGACCAUUUUAAUUAUGUGCCAUAUGAUGUAUUUUUGAAGUUCAGCGCAAAAAUGUAUUAACAUACCUACUUGUGUAAAUUGCUUUUGCAAACAUAGAACGUUUGUUAAAUAAAUAUACUAGUAUAUUUCGGUUAUGGCAAGGGGAUUGCUCACAUGCAAAUUCAAAAAACAAAUCUGUGUCUUUUGUAGCCAUCGUCAACUACACCACACACUUUGUGUGAAGUAGCUUUUGGAGAAUUCCUUGUUGAUAUUGUGAUUUUCAAAAUCAAAAUUGUCCCAACAAGCAAAGCAUGUUGAUGAUUUAAUCAGAACUAGAUGUACAUCUGUCAUCAACAUUUUACCAUUUUAGAGUGUUUUGCCAUGAUUAUUGUCAACAUAUACACCAUUUAUUUCACACAUUAAUUAAAAUAUUUUUUCAGUAAUUUAUGUAUUUCUUGUAGUAUUUUCAUGAUUAUUUAAUAACAUAUUUAAUAAACUGAGUUAUUUUAUAAUUUAUCAUCAAUCUCCUAUUAUAAUUAAAAUCUGAAUGUUGUUGCUUAUUUUGCCUUGAUAGCUAGUCAUUUUUCACCUUUUAACUCGCUAAGUUCAUACAUGUAGCUGAUUUGUAAUUGUGCGUCUCUGCUGUUGAAGAUGUUAAUGUACUUUCCCUUUCUUCUGUUCACAAGUUUCUUUUCUGUUUUUCCUCUGUCAAUUAAUUGUAAAUUGAAUAUUUAACUGCACAAUUAUUACACAGUUAGAUGAUGCAAGUCUCAUAUUUAUAAAAUGUCCACUUGUUUAUUGCGAACAAGUGUGCUUCCUGGUUUAUCUUAGAAGAUCUGACAUACCUUGUAUGCGUCAUGGUUAUCCGAAGCUGUGUUCAAGUUUUGAUGCAAUAUUUAUUACACGUAUAGAUGAUUUGUACAAUUUUGCAAGAAGAGAUCUGUAAAUAAAUGCUUUAUAUUUCA
This is a messenger RNA of Mya arenaria, 8502 nucleotides long. RefSeq names its product ras GTPase-activating-like protein IQGAP1. Gene Ontology annotation, cellular component: cytoplasm. The coding region runs from base 246 to 5507 and encodes 1753 amino acids. The record is from RefSeq and is a predicted model, not a curated record. NCBI's taxonomy places the organism in Eukaryota, Metazoa, Mollusca, Bivalvia, Myida, Myidae. The transcript is spliced from 40 exons. Gene Ontology annotation, molecular function: actin filament binding; calmodulin binding; GTPase activator activity. Gene Ontology annotation, biological process: regulation of GTPase activity; regulation of actin cytoskeleton organization.